Molecule: messenger RNA, 1107 nt
Organism: Phragmites australis (common reed)
Lineage: Eukaryota; Viridiplantae; Streptophyta; Magnoliopsida; Poales; Poaceae
Product: probable calcium-binding protein CML12
Exons: 1
Coding region: 113-895 (260 amino acids)
Molecular function (GO): calcium ion binding; enzyme regulator activity
Source: RefSeq, a predicted model, not a curated record
GGGUUAGUUACACCAUGCAAAUUUUCGCGCCGUACGGCCGGUGGUUUUCCUAGCAGAACCGGCCUCCCCUCUUGUUUUACAAUAAUAACUGCACAAGCUACGCCACGGCCACAUGGUCAAAACAGCACCCCAACGGAAAGCAACGGAACGGCGAUGUCGACAUGCCCACGCCUCCCGUCUGGCGCGACGCGAUGGCAUGCAGACGAAGAACCACCGCCCCGAAGACCGCGUCCGAGAAGGCAGCGCAAGCGCAAGCGCACGCGUCCACCCGCCACCCGUUCCGCGCACGACCAUGUCCACCACCGCCGCCGCCCGCACGAAGCGCUCGGCGUCCAUGCCCCUCCCCGGCGCCAGCGCCGGCGGCAACGGCAAGGACCCGCUCCCAGUGGGCGGCGGGCGCUCGCGGCUCCGCGACGAGCAGCUGCGCCAGCUCCGCGAACUCUUCCUCCGCUUCGACCUCGACGGCGACGGAAGCCUCACCAAGCUGGAGAUCGCCGCGCUGCUCCGCUCGCUGGGGCUCCGCCCCGCGGCCGGGGACGAGAUACACGCCCUCAUCGCCGCCAUGGACGCCGACGGCAACGGCACCGUCGAGUUCGACGAGCUCGCCUCCUCCCUGGCUCCGCUGCUCCUCGGGCCAUGCCGCCCCGCCGUCGCUGUCGACCAUGUGGAGCUCGCAGAGGCCUUCCGCGCCUUCGAUCGCGACGGGAACGGGUUCAUCUCCGCCGCCGAGCUCGCGCGCUCCAUGGCGCGGAUGGGCCACCCCAUCUGCUACGCCGAGCUCACCGACAUGAUGCGCGAGGCAGACACCGACGGCGACGGCGUCAUCAGCUUCCAGGAGUUCACCGCCAUCAUGACCAAGUCCGCCGUCGACUUCCUCGGCCUCGCCGCCUUGUGACUCUCUUACCAAUCGGUCGAUCCCCCUUCCCUAUUUGUGCAUUCCUUCCCUUUUCUCUUCCAUUUGGCUUUGCUAAUACAUAUAAAUUUGGGCUGACUUGGCUGUAUGUAUGAUAUGUGAUGGUGUAAAUAUGAUGUGAUGGUGUUGUAGUGCACAUUUCAUUUGAAAUUGCUAUUCCGUUCAACCAAAAAGGGAAUAAUUGUCUGACCAAA